Leguminivora glycinivorella is the source of this 3197-nucleotide messenger RNA. It is a transcript of the gene eIF3c, whose product is annotated as eukaryotic translation initiation factor 3 subunit C. Gene Ontology annotation, cellular component: eukaryotic translation initiation factor 3 complex. Gene Ontology annotation, biological process: translational initiation. Gene Ontology annotation, molecular function: translation initiation factor binding; RNA binding; translation initiation factor activity. NCBI's taxonomy places the organism in Eukaryota, Metazoa, Arthropoda, Insecta, Lepidoptera, Tortricidae. The record is from RefSeq and is a predicted model, not a curated record.
UCUAAUAUUGUCCCUCUCUUUUUAGAGUGACGUGCGUCGUGGGCAAGCUGGACUGCCUCGACUUUCUCCUCUUUUUCAAAAUAUUUUCAUGAAGCUACCAUUCCUAACAAGUGCUUCUAAUAGAAACAGAAAUAUAUUUUUUACCGAAGGUAAAUAACGUUGACGAUUCAAAAUGAGUCGGUUUUUCGCGACUGGUACGGACUCCAGUGAGGAGAGCUCCAGCGAGGAAGAUCAGGUAGUGCGCCCAGCAGCCCCCGUCUACACGUUCAGUGAUGACGAGGAGGAAACAAAGCGCGUUGUGCGUUCCAUGAAAGAGAAGAGGUACGAAGAAUUAGAUGGAAUCAUCCACAAUAUUCGUAAUCACCGCAAGAUCAAGGACUUCUCAUCAGCUCUAGCUUCCUUUGAAGAGCUUCAGAAAGCUUACACCCGAGCAGCUCCCGUUGUAGCUAAGGAGGAAAAUGGCGUUGCUCCUCGGUUCUUCAUCAGAGCACUGGUGGAACUUGAUGAUUGGGUCACCGGAGCCUGGGCGGACAGGGACAGCAGAAAGACCCUGAACAAGGGCAACAGCAAAGCCCUGACCUCUUUGAGGCAGAAGCUCAGGAAGUACACUAAGGACUUUGAAGCGGAGAUCAGCAAAUUCCGUGAGAACCCGGACUUGCCUGAUGAUAAUGAGGAAGAUGAGGAGAGGAAAGAUUCCUCCUCCGAAGAUGAGUCAGAAGAAGAAAAGAAGCCUAAAGAGAAGGCUAAAGCCAGACGCUCGCCGGAGCCUCCGCGACGCCCGCCUCCUGAAGACGAUGACUCCUCCGACUCCAUGGACUGGGGCUCGAGCUCCGACGACUCCAGCUCCAGUUCUGACGACGAGGCCCGCGGUGCCAACACCCUCCGAGACAAGUUCUUGAAGAAGACCACGGAGAGGGAUGAAGAUGAGGAGAAGGAGAAAAAGAAGAGUAGGAAGGGACGGGAACGCAAGAUUGCCAAGAAGGACCAGGCUGAUGAUGGUGGCGAGUGGGAGACCGUCAGGAAGGGUGCUGCCACUUCGGACAAGCCUAAGAUGUUUGCUAAGGACAGCGACAUCGACGCAGCCCUAGUGGUGAAGAAGCUGGGCGAGAUCAGCGCCGCCCGCGGCCGCAAGCGCACCGACCGGCGCGCGCAGCUCGAGCUCCUGCACGAACUUCGCACUGUUGCCCAGCAACACAACCUGGGCGACGCGCUGCAGCUCAAACUGCGCGCCGCUACUGUCGCUGCCCUCUUCGACUACAACCCUAAGGUGUCCGACGCCAUGAAGCCCGAAUACUGGUCACGUCUCGUAGAGAACGUGGACCACAUGGUCACCCUACUCCUGGCCCACGAGGACAUGGUCCUCAGUGAGUCCAUCACCGAAGAGAACGAGCAGCUGGUCACCCCACCGUACCGCGUGCGCGGCUGCCUCCUCACCGCCUUGGAGCGACUAGAUGACGAGUUCACCAAGCUCCUUAAAGAGUGCGACCCUCACUCCAACGAAUACGUAGAGAGGCUUAAAGAUGAAGUCCGCGUUUCUGCCUUAAUUGAUCGCGUAUGCCUCGUCGUCGAGCGAGACGGUUCGCCUCAGGAAAUCUGCCGCGCGUACUUGCGUAAAAUCGAUCACUUGUACUACAAGUUCGACACUAGAGCCGUCAGGAAAGACCUGCCUCCGGGCGAGGAAACUUCGAUCAAGAAGAUGGAGCGUCUCUGCAAGUACAUCUACGCUCAUGACGAAUCUGAUCGUCUUCGUACUCGCGCUAUUCUCUGCCAUAUGUACCAUCACGCGCUUCAUGACAACUGGUUCCAAGCUCGAGAUCUGCUUCUUAUGUCGCAUCUUCAAGAGACUGUGCAGCACUCUGAUCCGAGUACGCAGAUCUUGUACAACCGGACAAUGGCUAACUUGGGUCUUUGCGCGUUCCGUCGCGGCAACGUGAAGGAAGCUCACGGGUGCCUGGCUGAGCUGAUGAUGACCGGCAAGCCUAAGGAACUCCUAGCCCAAGGAUUACUGCCUCAGCGUCAGCACGAGCGGUCCAAGGAGCAGGAGAAGAUUGAGAAGCAGCGGCAGAUGCCGUUCCACAUGCACAUAAACUUGGAGUUGCUGGAGUGCGUGUAUUUGGUGUCGGCCAUGAUGAUUGAUCCUUAUAUGGCUGCGCACGAGUUUGAUGCGCGUCGGCGUAUGAUCAGCAAGACCUUCUACCAGAACCUGCGCGCCAGCGAGCGCCAAGCCCUGGUCGGGCCUCCGGAGUCCAUGCGAGAGCACGCCGUGGCGGCCGCGCGGGCCAUGCGCCGCGGCGACUGGCGCGCCUGUCUCGACUACAUCGUCAACGAGAAGAUGAACGCCAAGGUGUGGGACCUGAUGGUGGGCGCCGACAAUGUUCGCGCCAUGCUGGGCCGGCUCAUCCGCGAGGAGUCGCUCCGCACGUACCUGUUCACGUACGCGCACGUGUAUGCCUCGCUGUCGCUCAAGUCGCUCGCGGACAUGUUCGAGCUGCCUCGCCAGAAGGUCCACUCCCUGGUGUCUAAGAUGAUCAUCAACGAAGAGCUGCUGGCGUCGCUGGACGACCCCAGCGAGUGCGCCAUCCUGCAUCGCUCGGAGCCCACCCGCAUGCAGGCACUCGCCUUGCAGCUCGCCGACAAGGUCGGCAACCUCGUAGAUUCGAACGAGCGUAUUUUCGAGAAGCAAGGCUCGUUCUUCCAGCGCGGGGGCGCGGGCCGCGGCGACGGGCGGCAGCGCGAGCGCAUGCGCGAGGGCGGCUGGAACCGCCGCACACGCAACCGUCGCCGCGACGACGACCGCUCGCACGACGAGUGAGCGUGUGCGCAGCCCCAGCCGCUCUAGCCGACUUGGGGGGCCUACAGACCAACCGACCAAACCUAACCGACAACCUCACAUAUUAUUAUACAGAACAUACCGCAUUAACAUCUAUUGCGUAAUAUUGAUCGGUUGGUGUGUUACCUCUCUUCCCUCCAAGGAGCCGAUGCACUUGUACGGGGUAAUUGUGCUUGAAAAAGUGCAAUUACCCCGUAAAAAGCAAAGUGUAUAGAGCUUAUGCUCGCGUUUUCGCUCCGUGUACCUAACUGUUGGUUAGAUCGACCGUCAAGUUCUUAAUUGGUUCCGUAAAUUUCAAUAGCCUGGUUUCAAUCGCUCGCAUUGUAAUUGCAGUGUAAUAAAAUUAUUAAAUUUGUCACAAACUGUG